UCCUCUGUACUUGUACACGCGCGAACGACAAUUCAGAGAAAGGGAGAGAGAGUGUGUGUUACUGAACAGCGAGAGAAAAAGGAGGAGGAGGUAGCGGGCAGCCAUCAUCACCCCAGAAAGGUAAACGACGAGCAGGUCACGUACGUGCACGAAUCUCUCUCCCUCUCUAUCUACUCCGCUUUACGCUUCUCUGAUUCCCCCUCCCUUUCUCGUCGCCAUGAUAAACCAAUGAUUCCGUCAGAAUCGAAUUAGAUCACUCGCCACACGCUCCUCCCUUGCAGAGCCGCUUCCAGAGGCGGCGAACGGCGGACGCGGAGACCGUGCGUUCUCCGAGGCGGCCAAGUCAACGCCGGCGGCGGCCGCGGGCGGUGAUCGGUUGGUCGAUCCCGUGCGGAUCCGAGGGCCGGCGCGCUAGGCAAUCCGACCAGCUCGUCGCCGUCGAUGGGGUCGUUCAAGGGCCACGUGCUGCCGGGCACUCUCUUCCUGGCGGUGGGAUUGUGGCGUGUGUGGGCGUCCGUGGCGCGGUUCGCCGCCGACCCGUCAAACUUCCGCGUCCGCGCGUGGAACCCCGUCACGGCGGGGCCGGCGCCGCUGCGGCUGCUGGAGCUGUACGUGGUGGCCGGCGGCGCGUUCGCGGACAUGUGCGUGGAGGUGCUCUACUCCACGCACCUCCGCAUCUUCGCCGGCGGCGAGGUCAACCCGGCGCACCUCAACGACCUAGAGCACGGCGGCAUGCUCCUCAUGUUCUUCCUCUUCGGCGCGCUCGCCCUCCUCUCCCAGAAAACCAGGUGCCUGCCGUUGACGGACGGUGCGCUGUGCCUGGUGGCGGCGACGGCGUUCACGGCGGAGUUCCUGCUCUUCUACUUCCACUCCACCACCCACAUGGGGCUGGAGGGCUACUACCACUACCUCCUCGUCGUCCUCAUCGGCCUCUGCAUCGCUGCCACCGUCCUCGGCGCGCUCCUGCCGGCCAGCUUCCCCGCCGACCUCGGCGCCGGCGUCCUCAUCGCCCUGCAGGGCCUCUGGUUCUACCAGACCGCGCUCACGCUGUACGGGCCCAUGCUCCCCACGGGCUGUGCCCGCGACGCCGACGGCCACAUCGAGUGCCGCAACCGUGGCGCAGAGGAGCGCGCCGAGCAGCUCGCCAACUUCCAGCUGUUCGGGCACGUGUUCCUCGCGUUCGUGUACGUGCUCGGAUGCUACGCCGUCGCCGCGGCCAGGUACGGGCACCCGGACCUGACGACGACGCACGCCACGCACGUCGCCGCGACGGAGCUCCGGGGCGCCGGCGGUGACGAGGGCGCGAUCUAGUGGCUGCCUCUGCUGUUCUUCCUCCUCUUCUUGAAUCUGGUAUAGGAGUACAUGGUCAGAAGAUGCUGGGAUGUUCAAGAGUUCAGGCUUCAGCUCAGCAUAAGCAUUGGGAGUGUACAUUUUUGGGAUUAAUUACAACAAAUUCACAAAGGAUUUGAUCAGUUACUUGUGCUGUAACAGUUGAUGAUUUUUGUAUGCUUAUUACAUGAGGGAUAGAAUAAGAGGGAGAGUUCUUGUUGAGUGCUGUGCAAAAGUGCUCUUUCAGCUCAGCUAUUUGUGUUGUACAUGACAAGACGUUGGUUUCCACUUUGUUGACAAAAGAGUUCGAUUGAUUAGUUUCCA
Phragmites australis (common reed) is the source of this 1653-nucleotide messenger RNA. RefSeq lists its product as uncharacterized. The transcript is spliced from 3 exons. Lineage: Eukaryota; Viridiplantae; Streptophyta; Magnoliopsida; Poales; Poaceae. The record is from RefSeq and is a predicted model, not a curated record. The coding region runs from base 442 to 1311 and encodes 289 amino acids.